UCGAAACGUUUACCCAAGCAAGCAGCGCGCGUUCGAAACAAGGUAGGCUAGGUAGGACAGUGAUCGGUCGGUACGAUAAUUUGUGGUGAAAAAAAUUGUUAUCCGUUGAAUCGAUUUAGCUGCAAAAGAUCACAAACGGGAUAGCUUGGUUACGAUUUGGUCUGCGUGGAGUGAUAAUUAGUUUAGUUUGUUUUUUUUUCUUCUCCGAAAUACUGUGCAAACAACCUGGAGACAGCUGGCAAUCGCGCUCCUAACUGCAGUUGGGAUUGAUUGAAAUGAAGCCAUCUUACAAUAGUUCAAAUCUAAAAGCAGUAAAAUAGUGGCAAUAAUUUUUAUCAGUGCUCUGAAAGGCAGCAUAAAAAGUGUUGAAAAUUGUAGCAAAAACCAGUGUCAUAAAGUGAAUUAAAAAAAAUAUGAUCCGCUGUGGCAUUCGAAAGAAGAGCAAAAAGUUCAGAAAACAAGUCAUAUCAAAGGCAGAAAAUGUUUAAUGCGAUCCAAUCGGUGUUGCGUAACCGUAGCCAUCAACAUCACCAUCGGGAGAUACAACAAAAUCAGCAACAAGUGCUUUCACUGCUGCAAUCGGCUGUCGUUGUGUUGUGCAUCUGAUAUUCCGGCGGCCAAACGAAACCAAAGUCUGGCCGAAAUUGAAAUUGAAAAGCGAAACGUGAGUGCAAUUUGUGAGAUAUCGGAAGGAACCAUUGGUGUUUCGGUGGUCCGGUGAUCUUGUGCGUGGCGGAAAGAAAAACGAAUAGCAACUCCGUUUUGAGUGGUUCAACCGCGGCGGUCACAGAGUGAUCAUUGUGAUUGGAGAAAAUAGAUAAAUAAUAAAUUGAAGUGAAAAAAUGGGAAAGUCCAACCAUCGGUUGUUGUGGCUGAUUGGUGCACAGUGCCUCAUGAUUGCAGUGUGCGCAGCGCAGAGCAGUGGCGAAGACAUUUCAACAAGCACAGCUGAAGCGAGCACAACACCCACCGAGGUGAUCGAUGAAUCAAGCUCUUCCUCGAUGGUAACGCAAUUAGCGGUUCUUCCUUUGAACCAACCCACCAGUAACCAAAAUGAAACGUCAACCAAAGAUCCUGCAGUGUCUGACAGCAACAGUUCCCCAUCGACGUUCGAAUCAACAUCCCCCCUGACCUCGUCCGAUUCCAUCUCGAAUGAGGUGAGCACCGAGUCAGAUGUUGCCAAAUCGAGUGCCAACGAGUCAUCUUCGAGCGUGACCUCGAUCGAGGAACACUCAACAGAGAAACCGGUUUUGCUCCAUGUCAAGACCGCCGAAGAAGCUACCAACGAUGACGAUCCGGCAAAUCCACCCUCCAUAUUGGACCACUUUGUUCCGAUGGGAGAAAGCUCGUCAGAGGAACUGCUGAAAAUGAGCGACAUAAGAUCAUCGGACGAAAUGAUCCUCCCCAGGGGACGCGCGAUCAGCUUUGGCUCCGAUGGGCCCAUUAAUUUCGUCACUGCGCCAGACCUAGCCACAACAGUGGCUACCAAAAGUUCUACGACUGAGACGCCCGGUACCACGAUGGGUCACGAGAAGAAAUCGCAUUCGGAACUGGGUGACCUCUCCGACAUCAGCAUGGAUGAGGAAGAGGACGUUGAAGAAAGCAACGAGGGAGGUGAGAUAGAAGGCGCGCAUAAUGCGACCAUGAAUCACAUGCCACAGCACUCAGCCGGACGGGAUCUGGUGGCGAUGGUCGUCGGUGAGUGCAUCUACAAUGGCGUCGAGUACAAGACGAAUCAGACCGUUGAUCGAGGAUGCGAGGAACGCUGUACCUGCGAGGAAGAUGGCAAAUGGCGAUGUGAACCUCGCUGUGCCCGGCCGUUCGUCAAACGGGGCAAAGAUCUACCCGAGGCCGGUUGCUACGAGAGUCCCUCCAAGACAGACGAGUGCUGUGCCAAACUAGUGUGUGGCAGUGCGUCCGAACGACUCGUUGAUGGACGAUCCGAAACUACGGAUAAGAUCCCCACGACAUCGACGGCGAUCGUUACAAGCUGCAUCUAUCGCAAUCAAUCCUACAACGUCAACGCCAAGGUGGAGAUGGGUUGCGAAAAGAUCUGCACCUGUAACAGCGAUGGUGAGCUGGACUGUGUGCCACGGUGUCCUGCGAUGAACGAAACACGUUCCGAGCAUUGUGUAACGGUUCCCGAUCCAAAUGAUGUCUGUUGUAAUCGUGAGUUUUGUGACGUUAUUCUAGAUGAUCACGAGCAGAACAGUGCGCUCAUGAUGUCUCCCUCGACGGCAUCACCUACUUCAUCGACAACGGCUGACAGUGUCGGUAAGGGUGAUUUUAUUGGAGAGAUUGAUCAAUGCGAGUACAAGGGAAAAAUGUACACGAAAAACCAACAGUUCCACGACGACUGUAACGCACUGUGUCUCUGUACAGACGCAGGCGUUCAUUGUGCUAAAAUUGAAUGUCCUUCACACUUUGGGUUAGAUGUUUUGGAUCCCCACUGUCUACGCUGGGAACCGGAUCCAGCUACGUUUCGCGCUAUUGUCCCACGUUGUUGUCCGGAACGUAUGAGGUGUGUCGAUAACGGGACCUGCAGUUUCAAGGGUCAAGCUUUUGACAAUUGGUCCGAAAUUCCAAGUAAUUUAACCGGAUGUGACCAACACUGUUACUGUGAAUCCGGAAAAGUCGAAUGCAGACCGGCAUGUCCACCAGUUCCAGCAAUACCUCCACCCAGUUUGCCUUGUAGUCCAAGAAUGGCACGUCUUGCGCCACUUCCGGAUGAUGAUUGUUGUAAGCAUUGGGUUUGUUCCACCGGAGAGCCAGCUUUAACAGGCAAUGAUGUGCUGAAGCCGCUUCUUAUGCCAGACCAGUUUCUUCCAACAAAAGCUCCAAAAACUGAGAAAGGGGACAAACCGAAACAGGAGAAAGAACCAGAAGAACCAAAAGAUCCUCAGCAUGUUCCAUUCUAUCCCACAAUCGACGGAAAACCUCCGAAGGUACCUCAGGAGAAACCCCAUAAGAAAUAUCCUAAAGAUGAUACUAAGAAAGAUCAUUUCAACAAUAUUUUCACUGGCAAUGAACAGACUGAAUCUGGUGGUAAUAAGUAUGAUUACGGUAAUUACGACGAUGGCCCGAAACCAGCCACUCUUGGAGUUCAAAGACCUGGUCCACCUGGUUAUUAUGGGCCGGAAAUUAAGCCUGGCUACAAUGAGUACAACCCAUACAUUCACGUGAGCGGACCACCAGGAGCCGUUCCGCUACCACCGGGCGGUCAGCUACCUCAUCAUCCGCUAGACAAGCAACUCAUCAAUGCACUAGGACCCAAUCCGCAAAACAUUCCACCUAACAUCCGCAUCGAGCAACUACUUCAGCAGAUCCACGCCCAAGACCCAAACUCCGGUCCCAUUUUGCACGGUCAAAACAUCAACAACAAUCCCUUCCAUCAACCGAUCGCACCCCCAACCCAUCAAACAGCGGCCGCUGCCAACGGUAUCAACUACAAUCAGUACGGUGAGCCGCUAGACAUUGGACCAUCACACUCGGCACAGCAACCCGCAGGACCUAACCUCGGCUUCCCGUCGCUGCAAACAGAUCUGAAAGUGCUCGCACUGGACGCGAUCGACCCGAACACCGUUCGCGUAAUCUUCAUCGUACCGCAAGUUUUCGUCGGUCUGCACGGCCGAGUCGAGCUGCGGUACACUCGUACGCGCAACAACGACACCUCGACCUGGCAAGCGCAGGUGUUUGCUCCGCCAGAUGAUCUGAUCGCUACCUCCCAGCUGGAAUUUGAACUGCCUGGACUCGACGCAAACACGGAGUAUCGAGUGAAGAUCACUCUAGUCUUACGGGAUGUUAAUUCACAGCCGUCUAGUCAAGUGUACACCGUUCGAACUCCUUCCGAUCGAUUAAUAACUCCGCCACCACUGAUCAACACAGAUCUGCACUAUCCCCAUCUUAGUCAUCCAACGAACUUCCUUAAAGAGAUCAUCCAAGAUCCACUGUUGCGGGCGAAUGAUGUGAACGCUACCUGGGCUAAAGUCACCUGGCGUAAGCUGGACGACGAGGAACUGGACUACGUGGACGGAAUUCAGCUCCGAUAUAAGGAGAUCGAUGGAAUGGUAUACGAUGCUACUCCACUGAUCCAUCGAGCACUAAGCGAGUACACGGUGGAGAAUCUAAAACCGCAAACUCGCUACGAAAUGGGAAUAUUCUUUAUCCCCUUCCCAGGACAUGGAGAGGAGAUACGGGCUGGAGAGAUGCUGCAGUUUACCACGGCGCAACGAAUCGAUAUGUAUGGAUUCGAAGUCGUAGUCAAUGUCAGCAAGGUAAAAGCCAGUAGCGUUGAAGUCAGCUGGUCAGGGGUGCCCUACCCGGAAGAUAAGUACGUCAAUAUCUAUCGAGCAAUCUACCAAAGCGACAGCGGCAAGGAAGAUUCCAGUGUGUUCAAAGUAGCCAAACGAGAUUCGACAACAGGAACGCUUAUCGUGGACCUCAAACCCGGAACACGAUAUCGGUUGUGGUUAGAGAUGUACCUCACGAACGGCAGUAUAAAGAAGAGCAAUGUGGUGAACUUCAUUACCAAGCCCGGUGGCCCUGCGAUACCUGGUAAACCUGGUAAACUGUCGGUUGCUGGCUCCGAUGCACUUCAGGGUGACUAUUACGGACCACUAGUGGUGGUUGCAGUGAUAGCGUCACUGGCGGUCAUGUCUACUCUGAUAUUGCUGCUAAUUCUCACCAGAAGAAGAGUGCAAAGUGCCACAAUUACACCACCCCGCAAGAACGAGGUUUCCUAUGACAAUCCUAGCUAUAAAGUCGAAAUUCAGCAGGAGACAAUGAAUCUCUAACGACGAGACGACCACGUAGCUGCCCGUUCUAGUUCGGAAACGAUGACGAUUUUAUCUAUUUAUCAACUGAGCCAUCGCAAGGCACUUUUUGUAUAUUUAUUUCUCGCUUUAGAUUUGCUUACAACCCUGUACAUAGGCUAGGUUAGUGAAGUAUCACAUAGGCCAAGAUAUACAAAAAAAAACUAGAUUCCGUCCUCAGCUCCUCUCCUGCAUUUGACGGCGUGUUCAAUUUUUCAGAACCCUACUGCGGCAGUUCCAAAGCAUAAUUUUCUCUGCAAAGCUCUUGACUGUAGAGAAAAGUUCACGAACUGUUAUGUUCACAUUCCUCAGUAGAAAAGUAACCGAACAAAUUCCCAGUGACCAUUUCCAGGUCCUAGUUAGAAGAAACAAAACAUGAGAGACUAAUAGAACAGCUCAACAAUUUGAAGGAACCAUUGGUAGAGUGAAUGAAACGAUCAUUUCAACUGGUCCCGAGUUAACAUUAGGUUUAUACUGAUUAAGUAAAGGCUGUAAAUAUAUUUGUAUACAAUAAACCGAAAUGUCUAAACCCGUACUUUAGAUAAAAUAACUGCACUAGUGUAAUUUCAGAUAUUUUUGUAAAU
Messenger RNA from Topomyia yanbarensis, 5395 nucleotides. It is a transcript of the gene sas, whose product is annotated as putative epidermal cell surface receptor. Lineage: Eukaryota; Metazoa; Arthropoda; Insecta; Diptera; Culicidae. Gene Ontology annotation, molecular function: protein binding. Bases 843 to 4793 code for a protein of 1316 amino acids. The record is from RefSeq and is a predicted model, not a curated record. The transcript has 10 exons.